GCAGGUGGCAUCGACAAGCAAUUCCAGCCUCGACGCGGCGCGCCAAGCGCGCGCAGCCAAUCGCGUCGGGGAGCGCUGUUUGGUCUCGGAGGCCCAUUGUUUGUCCGAUCCGGCUCGCAUGAAUGGCCAACCAUGGGACCGCGCCCGCCGCCUUCGCGAACCUCGGCAGACCUUGGCGCCGUCAUGGGCCUCAUCGCGACUUCAGCCGAGCGCGUCUCGCGCGCGGCGAUAUAAAAGGCUCGCCUGCGAUCGCCGUCCACCCCGUCACCUCACGUUCAGUGACUUGCGCUCUGCAAACUCGCGCUAAACAACCCCCGCGCUCGCGCCCCCUAUCGCCACCGCUUUUCGUCGCCUGCCGCCUGGCUAGUUACCGCCCAGCGCCAUGGCCGAAGUCGUCAGCAUCCCGCUUGCGCUCCCCCUCCUCCUGGCCAUGUUCUUCACAUGGUCAUUUGGGAUCAUCACGUUUGGCAUGUGCAUCAACUCCUACCGCGGGCUCAAUGGCACUCUGAAGAAGGAUGGCGCCGACGUCGGCGACGUCUUCUCUACUGACGGCGUCAUCACCGCGGUCAGCGGCUUGACGUUCUGCCUCACCUGGCUCGUCCUCUUCAUGAUGUACGCCUCCCCGAUGCGCGUCGUGCGCUCCUUCAAGGUGCUCGCCGGCAUCUACUGGUUCCUCACCCUCUUCCUCUUCGCCACCCUCAUCCCGUACACGCAAUACAUCCGCAAGGACCGCCCCCAGUGGUACGACGGGCGGAACGAGGAGUGGCCGAAGGCGUACAAGGACUAUGACUAUCUGGUUUGGAUAUCUAUCUUCGGCUGGAUAGGCUGGUUCUUCACUUUCAUCACGGCGUGCCUGCUGCCCGCGGCCGCGUCCGCGUCACAAGGGUACUACACCCGCCGCGCGUACGAGGAGAAGGCGAAGGCGCAGCCCACCCAGGCAUAAAGCGCUUAGCCUGCCCUGCGUUCAAUGCGUCAAGACCGCCCGUCCAAUCAAUGCACCCAGACGUUCGGACUGCUGCAUCGCAUCUUCGGACUCUCACGCUGCAUAUCUCAUGUUCUGGGAUGCGUCAAUUCCAUCUAGUCCCCUGUCUUGCCCUCCCACCCCUUUCAUGGUUGGAGGUCUUUUCCGCCAUUCACCUUGUGUUGCGCUCGCGUCUCGAGUGUCACUUACGUUCUACUUCAGAUUCAUCUCACUUCCCCUUCUCGCAUCUCCUGAUGACUUUCACGCUACCUUACGAUUACUGUACAACUAGAAGAUCGGAAGUUGAAGACGUGCGUUAUGACGCACCUAAUGUAGAGCCUUUUUCAAUGAAGCUUGGGCCCUUCUGUAGUGCCUACAGUCUACCGUGGCGUCAACUUUG
This is a messenger RNA of Schizophyllum commune H4-8, 1361 nucleotides long. RefSeq lists its product as uncharacterized. Bases 383 to 943 code for a protein of 186 amino acids. The record is from RefSeq and is a predicted model, not a curated record. Lineage: Eukaryota; Fungi; Basidiomycota; Agaricomycetes; Agaricales; Schizophyllaceae. The transcript is spliced from 4 exons.